AUGAAGAAUUUGUUUAAUCUGUAUAGUACAUUACUGCUGCUACUACUACUUGUCUCAGAGGUUUAUACUAAUGAAUUAAGUCAUAUAGAUGUUGAGUAUAGAUGUAAUAAUAUUGUACAAAGGACUCAUUUAGAUAUUCAGAAUAAUAACAAGUUUACACUACCCUUAUCAGUUAAUUAUUCAGAGGGGGGAUCUUCAUGUAUAUAUGAGGAUGAUGGAGUUUUGUUCCAAAUUCCUAAUUUAAAUACAUUCAUAAAAUCCAAAAUAGCCUCGGAAAUUAUCUUGACAGUCUUCCUCUUAAAUAGACAAAUUAUUGGUUUAAGUGCAUAUUCUAACUUAAAUACAAGUGAUAAUGUAGUUGUAAACGUCGAAUUUAUAGAACAACACCAAAUGGAUGAUAUCAAAAUAGAACCUUUAUUAAGUAACAAGUCUGAUAAUAAUAAACAUAAUAAAGAAAUAAAGAAUGUGUCAUUUAUACGACGUUAUUGGUGGUUAUUUAUUAUUGGAUUUAUUAUUUAUUCAAUACUUUCUGUAGAUCCAAGUACAAUUGAAGGAAUGAAUAACUCUACAGAAAAUAGUGGAUUGCAAAGAGCAACAGUAACAAGUAGAAGAUAA
This is a messenger RNA of Cryptosporidium muris RN66, 615 nucleotides long. RefSeq lists its product as uncharacterized. The transcript has 2 exons. Bases 1 to 615 code for a protein of 204 amino acids. Lineage: Eukaryota; Apicomplexa; Conoidasida; Eucoccidiorida; Cryptosporidiidae. The record is from RefSeq and is a predicted model, not a curated record.